AUGGCAGCCUAUAGAGGCACGAUCGUGGACACGCCGUUACCGGGAACAUUGCGAGUCCGUCCUGACCAUGUUAUUGGUGAGUUACUUUCGCCCGAACCUCGUGCUCUCCAGCUGACCUCAGUCGUGGACGAUGGCGGCAACGUCGUGAGGGUCACGAGGGCGGCAGCAACGCCCCCCGCCGUCCUGGAAGCAGCGCAGCGCCUGCCCCAGUACUCGUUCUUGCUGCCUGCAUUCGCGGACCUGCACAUCCAUGCUCCGCAGUACCUCUAUGCUGGAACGGGACUCGACCUUCCUCUCAUGCAGUGGUUGGACACUUACACCUACGCCGCGGAGGAACGUGUUGACGCCGAUCACGCAUUGGCUAGCAGGCUGUAUCAGCGUCUAGUCAAGAGGUUGAUUCAAGCGGGAACCGGGUGCAUUGUUGCAUUCGGAACGAUCGGUGUCCAAGCAAACGGCUAUGGUGUAGGCGGAGCUGAACGCCCCACCUAUGGCGAGACGCUCUCUGGCGCGCUCGACCGCGUACAAGAGUUCCUUGACGCAAUGUCAGCUCUGAACUCGCCAAUAGUCAAGCCGGUGUUGACGCCACGGUUCGUGCCGACGUGCAGCGACCUGCUGCUGCAGUCGCUGGCCGAUAUCGCCCGUGAACGCGGGGUGCUCAUUCAGAGUCACAUGUGCGAGAGUACGGACCAGGAGGCGUGGGUUCGCAGUACACGCGGGCGGAACGACGAGGAAGUCUUCGACUCGGCCGGUCUGCUCGGUCCUGGAACAGUGCAGGCGCAUGUGACCGGGUUGGAUGAGAAGAUGAUGCAGCUCGUGAAGGAGCGUGGCGUCACCGUAGCUCACUGUCCGUUGUCCAACGCUUAUUUCUCAGAUAUGCCGUUCCCACUUCGAGAGGCAAUCGACGCCGGGCUGAAGAUCGGCCUCGGCUCUGACAUCGCCGGAGGCUAUGCGCUUCCGAUUCAAACUGCGAUGCGAGAGGCAGUCGUCGUCGCACGUCUACGCGAGGGAGCGCGGCGAGAACAUGCCCGCACGCAAGCCGGAGCAUUGUCGCUUACCCCGCCGAACGCCGACCACCCUGAUAUGCCGGACGUGCCGAGCACGCCAUUGGAGGCGAUGCCAGGUAUCGCGGAUCCAGCGCUGGCUGAUGCGCUGAAGGAGCCUGUCUCCGACACGUACUCGCGCGAAACGGCUAAGGCUCAAGAAGCACAGCAGGCUGGCCGCGAAGCUCCUUCGGAAGAGCCGGAGGAAGAAGAUCGAGGUCUCCGCGUCGACUGGAUCGAGUCGCUCUACCUCGCCACAGCAGGCGGGAAGAGCGCGCUCGGGUUCAAGGGCGUGUUCGAGCCCGGAGCAGAGUUUGACGCGCAGCUCAGUGAGUAA
This is a messenger RNA of Trichosporon asahii var. asahii CBS 2479, 1377 nucleotides long. Its product is annotated as hydrolase. Gene Ontology annotation, cellular component: cytosol. Gene Ontology annotation, molecular function: zinc ion binding; guanine deaminase activity. Gene Ontology annotation, biological process: guanine metabolic process. The record is from RefSeq and is a predicted model, not a curated record. The coding region runs from base 1 to 1377 and encodes 458 amino acids. Lineage: Eukaryota; Fungi; Basidiomycota; Tremellomycetes; Trichosporonales; Trichosporonaceae. The transcript is spliced from 4 exons.